GCACUCACUACACCUUCGCUCCCAAGUCCCAACCCGAAAUCCUCAGCCCUACCUUCCUCAUGUCUUCUCUCGUAAAACGACUCCACCACCUAACCCCAUGCCUGCAGUCCACCGCCCACCAGCUCCGCCAAUUAAGAACCGGGGCCGGCCCAAACAGGCGGCGAUCCAAGUCCCCUCCCUUUGCAGCCAAGAAGACUGAUGAGAAAUCGGACUGGUGGAUAGUCGACGGCGAGAUGCACGAGAUAGGAGAACACGUGCCCCCACGUGAGCGAUUUGUUAUCCCUAGAGACAACGUCCCCAACAAGCGGCGAAAGCAACUUCGUGAACAGUUCAUGCGCCGCACUCGCCUUGUUAUCAAGGAAUCAGAGCAUGAACCUUGGUGCAAAAGAUACAUGGAACUAUAUCAGGAGCUUAGAGAGAAUUGGGAGCGGCUAUACUGGGAUGAGGGCUAUUCCAAGAAAAUUGCGCGAGAUCAUGCAAAUUAUGAGUCUGCUGAGGAUGAUGAUCAAGAUUUUAACCCGUACAGGAGCAAGCGACCUGAACAGGUGAAGGACCAGGAUUUUGGGAGAAACAGGCAAGGUGAUACAUGGGAAAAGGUUAGCCAAAUUCGAGAUAAAUUUGAAUAUGACAGAGAGAAAAGAAUGAGGGAGAAAGCAUUUGCACCGAUGAAUAGAGGAACUUCUUUUGACUUGCCUCAUUCAAACACCCAGAAUCGGCCAUUUGACACUCAACGAUACUUCCCUGAUGAAGGGGACUCUUAAAAAGGAUUGCGAACGAUCAUGUAAAGAAGACAUCAAUGCAGUUCUACUGUCAAGUUCCCUAAAGUUAAAACCAUUGGGGGUUCAUAGUGGAGAUCUGCAAGAAGAGCGUUUAAUGGUAUUUGGUCCUGAAAUCCAUGCCAUACACACCGAUUGACCAUUGUCUACCACACCAGGAAGCAAGGGGUCUCUGAUAACACAUGGAUUGCACAUCAUUUUUUAACCGAGUUAUUAGUUUUGUGAAUAAUCUAGCUUAUGAUGUCCCUUUCAUGAACGUAAUUGCCUGUAAGCGUAAUUUAUCUGGAUCAUUAAUUGUAAGGAAGUUGAACUUUGAGGCAUAAAGUUUAGAAUUUUUUCCACAA
Populus nigra (black poplar) is the source of this 1120-nucleotide messenger RNA. RefSeq lists its product as uncharacterized. The transcript has 5 exons. The record is from RefSeq and is a predicted model, not a curated record. NCBI's taxonomy places the organism in Eukaryota, Viridiplantae, Streptophyta, Magnoliopsida, Malpighiales, Salicaceae. Bases 60 to 761 code for a protein of 233 amino acids.